UGCCAAUGGCUUGGCUGGAGACGCGUCAACGUCAUCGAAUGAUUUGAGACUUGUCGAUUUGGCACUCUCUCACACAGCUGGCACACGCGAACGUCAUUAUGAACGUGCUCAACGACCAGGCGAUUCAAAGCGUGCACUUGGUCUCUUCGAGCAGGGCGCAUUGAGACAUCUAAGCAUCUGA
This is a messenger RNA of Rotaria sp. Silwood2, 181 nucleotides long. The record is from the annotation of a GenBank genome assembly. Lineage: Eukaryota; Metazoa; Rotifera; Eurotatoria; Philodinida; Philodinidae.